AUGGAAGAGUCGUCGCUCAUGGUUCGCGCACCCCCAGUAACGAAGUUCAGCGUCAACGUCCCCGGGCUCAUCGCAGUCCUCAUCUUCCUCCCCUGGGUCCUGUAUUGUACCGCCACGCAAGUCUUCGCGGCUUCUCACCCAGCAUAUGCGCCGUACUUUGCCCUCGGGCGCGCCAUGCUCUCACAAAUGCCCUUUUGGGUGCUGCGAGUCUGCCAGGGCAUCACCGUCGUGGGCCACGGCGUGCAGACGCCGUACGUUUUCUACCUGUGCCGGAAGCACAGGACGGGAUUCGUCUUGGGGGCGAAGUACACACUCGGCGCGCUGGCGGUCGGUUUCCCGUUCACGCUAGGCAUCAGGCGAGAGAUCCGGGCGGCGCGCACCGAGAGCGUCCUGAAGAGGCGGUAG
Messenger RNA from Epithele typhae, 405 nucleotides. RefSeq lists its product as uncharacterized. Bases 1 to 405 code for a protein of 134 amino acids. The transcript is spliced from 3 exons. The record is from RefSeq and is a predicted model, not a curated record. NCBI's taxonomy places the organism in Eukaryota, Fungi, Basidiomycota, Agaricomycetes, Polyporales, Epitheliaceae.